This is a messenger RNA of Schistocerca serialis cubense, 1023 nucleotides long. RefSeq names its product trypsin-1-like. NCBI's taxonomy places the organism in Eukaryota, Metazoa, Arthropoda, Insecta, Orthoptera, Acrididae. The transcript has 8 exons. Gene Ontology annotation, molecular function: serine-type endopeptidase activity. The record is from RefSeq and is a predicted model, not a curated record. Gene Ontology annotation, biological process: proteolysis. Bases 1 to 1023 code for a protein of 340 amino acids.
AUGACUGCCUAUACAGAGGCAAAUAUCUACAACGCCGAAGAAAGUGGAUUCAAAAAGGAGAUGGCUGUUGGCCGCACUCUUGCAACUAGAUGUUCUACAGAUAUUGUACGAGGCCUUGAUGCCGUACCUGGCUGGCUUUGUCAGGAGGUAUUAAAUGAAUAUGCGUCGGCCACGGAACCUCUCCAGUUUCUCAUCGAUCGUAAUGUUGCUAGUGAAGAUGUAACUGUCCUGAUAGUUCCUCUUGAACUGGUAGAAGACUUCACGGAUUGGACAGAGCUUAUACUGUUCCCUCCGAGUCUGUUGGGUGCACCUCCAGGACAGACUGACUCAAGAGUUGUGAACGGCACAGAGGCUGGAGAUAAUGAAUUUCCUUUCAUGGCUCAAUAUGUUCGUUACGGUGUACCAGAAUGCAGCGCUACAAUCAUCAACGAAUACUGGGUGAUGACUGCUGGUCACUGUGUGGAUGGGAAGGAGAUCCGCGUGUCCGACGUCCGAGCCGGUACCAACAGUGUGCGAAAUGAUACUGGUGUACUCAUCCACGUCAGCGAAUUCGUCUUCCACGAAAAUUACCAUUACGACUACAUAAACGACGUAGCUCUGAUUAAGCUGGUGCAGCCUCUCACUUUGGGUCCCAGAAUACAGCCAGUGCCUCUACCGGAACAGGGACAGCAGACAGCCGGCGGGACCAUAGCCACCGUGGUCGGAUGGGGAGCUACAGAGUCUGAAUCUUCAGCUGAAACACUGCGGAAGGCUGACAUCCCGGUGUGGUAUGACGAGGACUGCCAGGAGGCGUACGCAGGCUACGAGUACCAGGUCCUGGAGGAGGACAUCUGCGCCGGCAUGCCCGAAGGAGGCAGGGGAGAAUGUAGUGGGGAUGGAGGUGGACCGCUGUUAGUGAACGGCACUCAGAUCGGUAUAGUAUCGUGGUCCAGGAAGCCUUGCGUUACAGAGGGAUCUCCUGGGGUCUACGUCGAAGUUUCGUACUACAUAGACUGGAUCAAAGAGACGACUGGCAGAUCUUAA